CAGCCUUCCACAAAGGCAACGAGACAACAAGGUGCUCCCACCCACACCUCGCAUUUAAAGGCGUUGCUGCCGGCCUCGAUCACCACCGCUGAAAGGUAUUGUCCACAAACGCCGACGAGGUCGGUUAUCGUCAAGCUGUAGUUUCAUUUCAGCAACGCAGUGCCUUUAUCCAGGCACCUUACCCUCCCAUUCGGAGGGCACUCCAACUCCAAGUCCUGCCCGGGCACAAGGAGUCGUCACACUUUCACAAUGGCGUCCUCCAUCAUUCCCUCACGGGCCAUUAUCCCGUUUCUAGUCGCCAUGAUGUUGUUUACCGGCGUCUGCAACACGCUCUUGACCAAGUAUCAGGACAACCAAUGCGUCGUCAACUGCUCAGACCCGGACCCCAAGAGACGCAAGCACUUUGAGCAGCCCGUGAUCCAGACGCUGCAGAUGUUUAUCGGCGAGAUGGGCUGCUGGCUCGUGGUGGGGAUUAUGGCGCUGUACAGACGCUUCUUCCCCCGGUCGUCGACCACCACCGUCUCCUACCAGCCCGUGCGCACCACGCCCGACGAUGACGACGGCACCGCCGCAGACAACGCCAGCAUCCGCUCCACCACGGCCCUCACCAGCGCAGGCAACAACAACGACAACACCUACCACAACCCCGCAACCUCCAUCUGCAAAAACCACGACCACCCGUCGGUCCUGCGCGGCUGGCGCGUGUGCCUCCUGGCGCUCCCCGCCAUCUGCGACAUAUUGGGCACGACCCUGAUGAACGCGGGCCUGCUGCUGGUGGCGGCGUCCAUCUACCAGAUGACGCGGGGCGCGCUGGUGCUGUUUGUGGGCCUGUUCAGCGUCAUCUUUUUGCGGCGGCACCUGCACGCCUUCCAGUGGCUGUCGCUGGUGGGCGUGGUGGUGGGCGUGGGCCUCGUGGGCCUGGCGGGCGCCAUCCAGCCUGACAAGAAGCCCGGAGUCGUGGACGGGGCUGGCUCCGGGGUUCACCCCGAUGCGCUGAGCGUCAUCAUUGGCGUCUUGAUGAUUGCCGGCGCACAGAUCUUCACGGCUACCCAGUUUGUCCUCGAGGAGUGGAUCCUUGAGAGGUCUGCUAUUGAGCCCAUCAGGGUGGUCGGGUGGGAAGGCCUGUUUGGGUUUCUCGUGACGCUGCUGGGUAUGGUCAUCCUGCAUCUUGCCAUCGGCCGGACCCCGGGUGGAAAGGGCGGGCCAUUUGACAUGGUGGAAGGGUGGCGGCAAUUUUGGGAGUACAAGUCGGUGUUUGUCUCGAGCAUUCUCAUCAUGAUCAGCAUUGGGGGCUUCAACUUCUUUGGCCUCUCGGUCACCCGCAGCGUCAGCGCCACCUCACGCUCCACCAUCGACACUUGCCGCACCCUCUUCAUUUGGAUCGUCUCGCUCGGCCUGGGCUGGGAGACUUUCAAGUGGUUGCAGGUGGUUGGCUUCGUCCUGCUCGUCUACUUCACCUUCCUCUUUAACGGCAUCGUCCAGCCGCCGUUUAAGUUCCUCCGCGUCAAGGAGGUUGAGGAGCUGCUCCCUGAGGAGCCGAUUGAGCACAACUAGGCGUCGUGCUGUCUCUGUACAUACUUGGCUCUGUAUGUGUGCAUACACUCGAUAGUGGACGCGUAGGAGUUGAUACACUUGGUCAGGUUACAUGUCAUCAGAUUGACGGCGUUGCGGGUGGGGUGAAUCUGGAGUCACAUCAUUGGAUCUGGGCAUAUCGGAAGGGUAUCAUUUUGCUCUUUUCAUCUCUACAGAGCUAGAGUUUUCACUGUACUGGCCCAGCGGAGUCAUUGGCGCAAGGGAAUCAAUCUAAUGUCACUGCCAAAUCCUGUUCACC
This is a messenger RNA of Canariomyces notabilis, 1831 nucleotides long. RefSeq lists its product as uncharacterized. The transcript is spliced from 3 exons. Gene Ontology annotation, molecular function: pyrimidine nucleotide-sugar transmembrane transporter activity. The record is from RefSeq and is a predicted model, not a curated record. Gene Ontology annotation, cellular component: Golgi membrane; intracellular membrane-bounded organelle. NCBI's taxonomy places the organism in Eukaryota, Fungi, Ascomycota, Sordariomycetes, Sordariales, Chaetomiaceae. Gene Ontology annotation, biological process: pyrimidine nucleotide-sugar transmembrane transport. The coding region runs from base 250 to 1554 and encodes 434 amino acids.